Molecule: messenger RNA, 1863 nt
Organism: Symsagittifera roscoffensis
Lineage: Eukaryota; Metazoa; Xenacoelomorpha; Acoela; Convolutidae
Product: COP9 signalosome complex subunit 3-like
Exons: 1
Coding region: 5-1489 (494 amino acids)
Biological process (GO): ubiquitin-dependent protein catabolic process
Cellular component (GO): COP9 signalosome
Source: RefSeq, a predicted model, not a curated record
CUGAAUGUCAGCAAAUGGCGGCUCAUCUUCGAGUGGACAGGAAACAAACGGAGCUGAAGAUCAACCGGCUUCAAACUCAGAGGCGACUACAAACACACAAAACAUAUCAACCUCUAGAAUAAACAACAACAGCAAUGUAGCUGCUACUUCAAGCGAACCGCAGAGUACGAACAGUGGCAUAACCGCAUCGGCGUUGGAUCCGUUCAUAAGCAACGUUACCCUCCGACAAAACAACAGCAGCGCCACCAACACCAGUCUAAAGCACAUCACAGAUUACUUACGCAAGACAGACGACCUUCUCUACAACAAUCUAACGCGCGUAGAUCAGGUUUUGACUCUUCUGAACACAAAUGAUAACUCAAUAGCAAUUGCUCAAGUUCUAUGGGCUAAAUUGUCUAGUUUACCCUUGGAUGCAGACCUAUUGAACACUGUUGAGCCUCUAAUUGUACAGACAGUGAGCUUCCUGAAAGAAGCUAAUUACUCUGAUUUUGAAGUCCAAGGCCUUGAUCUGUUUUCAAGAAUGGUUAAAGUGUUCGGCAACGUGUUAGUAUCUCGAGAAAGAGCUCAAAUUGGACUUCAGCCGAUUAGAAACGUAAUCAAAAUUAUGAGAAGGGAAGGCGAAUUUAUAAGCGUGCUUACUACUUUCUUAUACUUAUGUUUAAGAAGUAACAAUUUCAGGCCGGCUUUCGAGAUUUUGGAUUCAGACAUCGUUGAAAUUCGCCACGAAGGUCCGAAAAGCGAUUUCGUCGACAUCAUUUUGUACUUUUACUACGGCGGCGUUUGCUACUUGGCUGCUAAAAAUUACAGUCGAGCCAAUUUGUUUUUCGAAAUAGCAGUUUCAACGCCAGCAACUGCUGUUAGUAAGAUAAUGGUUGAAGCCUACAAAAAAUAUCUGCUAACUUCAUUUAUUUUGCACGGAAAGUUGAAAGGAUCACCUGUUAAAUCGUCGCCUUCCAGUAACAUUUUUCUCAGGUCUGUUAAAAGCUCAACUCAAGUUUACAGCGAUCUUCUAGAUUGUAAAACAGUUGCAGAUUUGAAUGAAUCUCUUAGUAGGAACGAAACCGCAUUCAGAGAAGACGGAAAUUAUGGCCUUGUGAAGCUAUGCAUUGUGUCGAUGUAUAAACGAAAUAUUCAAAAACUGACCAAAACGUUUAUAACUUUAUCUCUGGCCGAUAUAACCAGUACUGUUAAGCUGGAAAACACCUCGCAAACUGAGAAAUUUAUCACGGAAAUGGUGAACGAAGGUCAAAUUCAGGCCAAAGUUAAUCACGAGCAGGACAUGGUGUAUUUUUCGGAUAAUUCCGAACAGAGAAACGGCGAAGAAGCUUUGCUCAAAUUGACGGAACAGAUUUCAAAAUGUGUUGAAAUAAAUGCGAAGUUUCGUGAACUAGAUGACGCAAUUAAAACGAGUGCACAGUACCAGGAGAAACUUCAGAGAACGUCUUCGGCGGGAGAGGCAAAUACGUGGGAUUUCUCGGCUAUGACAUAAACACUGGACUUCUGAAGAAUUAAGUGACUUGAGUUAGAACUGUUGAUGGAAUUUGUCUGCUUCUAGUUCAGAAAUAACAUAAGGCUACCAAAAUUAAUCUUUAUCUACGUUUAAGAUUGUUAUGCGAUAAAAGCUUAUAAUAGGAAAAUAAUUUUACAGAAUGUAUAAGACAAAUUCGAUUUUUGAAAAAGCAAACAGAUUCCGUCGAGGGCAGUUUAAAUUAGUCAAUGAAGUUAAGCCGUUCUUUUGAAUAGAUCUGAUGAUGUUAAAUUGUACUUUGCCUUGUAGACCUAUGCCCUAUCAGCACAGGGCUAUGCCCAUAAUUAAAAUACUGAUUAUCUAAAUUUUGUUCUAAUCAAUUUUCUUCUGGUCUG